CCCACGCCCAACCUGGGCCGGCCGCUGUACCAUUUCGCUGAGGUCGAAUCACAUCGAGCAGCACGCAUGGGACGCUGAGCAGCAGCACAUAGACGACACACGCCGGUGUUAUGGGCCGCGGCGGGCAGAAAGCGGCGCCGGGCAACCCCCUCACCAGCAGGCGUUGGUCCAAGGGCGAGGACCUGCGCCCGCACACGCCGCAGGAGUAUGAUGAUGACCUCAACAACCUCUGGGUCGUGCAUGGAAGGCGCUACGACCUGGCGCCCUUCCGGGACGUCCAUCCGGGCGGCGCGACGGCGCUCGAUUUGUGCCGGGGCAGCGACGCGACGCGGCUCUUCGAGCAGUUCCACGUCAUGAACGACAAGCACCGCAAGGCGCUCAAGAAGUAUGAAGUGCGUGAGUACAAGCGGUCCGAGAGCCCCCCCGGCGUCGAAGACACGCCUCCUAAGGACAGCGAGCGCAGCGCCUUCCACGAGGACCUGAAGGCGAUGCUGCGACGGCACUUUCCGGAUUUAUAUGAUGGCCACAAGUGCACCUACCAGCACGCGGCGUGUCUCGGGGCGACCUUCGCGGCGUAUGGUGUUGGAUGGGUCGGGUGGUGGCGCGGCGAAGUACUGACAGGAGUGUUUUUGUUAGGACUGUGCGCCUGGCUCAUCAUGGCCAAUUUAGCACAUGACGGCUCGCACCACGCCGUGUCGCGCAAAGCCUGGAUCAAUGAGAUUUCACUACUGACCUCGUCACCGUUACUCUACAGUUACGGAAGCUGGUACCAGCAGCACUGUGCGUCUCAUCACUUAGAAACGAAUGAUCCGGAUCUCGAUGUCGACGUGCAGCACCACCCCUUCGCGCGGUGGGAGCGGAGCAUGUGGAAGGACCAUAACCUCACGGGUUGGAUCAACCUAUUGUGGCACUUCACGGCCUUCCUCGUGUCGACGGCGAACAUGUCGCUCACGCACCCCUGGAAAUUUGUGUUUGUUCCCUGGGUGAGAAGGCACCUAGGCUUGGAAUUGCCACCCUUCUUCGGCGCCGACAACGUCGAAUGGGCCGCGAAACAGAAGAAGGCCAACAAACACGCGCCCCACGAGCUAGCAUUUUUCAGAGUGUCAGGAAGGAUGCAUAGAACAGGAUUCUUCGACGGCUGGCGCGGGCUGCUGAGUGUGUUGGGGUUCGUUAUGUCCGUGGCGUUCGUCACGGUGCCCUUCUUCCGCUUCGACACGAUAGGAAGAAAACUACUGUUUGCGCUUGGGCCCUACGUCGUCACGUCGGCCUUCUUCUUCACGGUGACCCAAAUUUCGCAUGUGCAGGCCGAGUGCCAGCGGCCCGACCCGACCAAAGACUUCUUCCAGCACCAGGCUCGCACGUCGCUGGACUACGGGUGCACGUCGGAGUUCUGGCGCUUCGCGACGGGCGGGUUGAAUGUGCAAAGCAUCCACCACGUCAUGCCGGUCGUGAACUCGUGUCAUUAUGCCAAGUUGUACCCGGAGUUCUACGCGCUCUGCGAGAAGUACGACUGCGCGCCGGCGACGGAGCCCCACAUUUUGAGUGCGGGCUACCGGCACCUGAAGCACGUCUACGACCUCGGCGAGCUGUACCGCGGGCCGGACUACUCCGACUAGAUCGACUCUGUUAUUAUGCAUAGUAAUUAUCGCAUUGAAU
Messenger RNA from Pelagomonas calceolata, 1656 nucleotides. NCBI's taxonomy places the organism in Eukaryota, Pelagophyceae, Pelagomonadales, Pelagomonadaceae. The record is from the annotation of a GenBank genome assembly.